Molecule: messenger RNA, 1303 nt
Organism: Ostrea edulis (European flat oyster)
Lineage: Eukaryota; Metazoa; Mollusca; Bivalvia; Ostreida; Ostreidae
Product: mitochondrial ribosome-associated GTPase 2-like
Exons: 6
Coding region: 49-1197 (382 amino acids)
Cellular component (GO): mitochondrion
Molecular function (GO): magnesium ion binding; GTP binding; GTPase activity
Source: RefSeq, a predicted model, not a curated record
AUUCGAAUUAUCUCUGUAAUUUUUCUAUCAAAACACCAUGCUCUAAGAAUGAUAAUUUUUCUUCGAUUUUCUAGAUUGUCACUAUUCAACAGCAAGCUAAAACCAUUGAACCGAUGUUCUGCUAAGAAUAUUAUUGCAGAAUUAUCAUCUUACACACCGCUAUUACCCAAAUCAAGGAAAGGUGGUAUUAAUGAGCCAAAAUACUUUGUGGAUUACAAAGAAGUUGAAGUUCAUGGCGGUGAUGGAGGAGAUGGGUGCAUGUCAUUCGCCAAAAUUCCAAGGAAAGAAUUUGCAGGACCUGAUGGAGGAGAUGGUGGGAAUGGGGGACAUGUAAUUUUUAUUGCAUCCAAUAAAAAGAAGUCAUUGAAUCAUUUGACUUCACCAGUUCGAGGUGACAAAGGAGUUGAUGGAAAAUCACAGAAUUGUCAUGGAGCUGCAAGGGACCACACUUAUAUACAGGUUCCCAUGGGAACUGUAAUCAGUUCAGUGAAUGGUCAAGAACUUGCAAAUCUGGAGAGUGAUGGAGACUAUCAUAUAGCAGGGAGAGGUGGAGCUGGAGGGAAGGGCAAUCAAUUCUUCUUGUCCAAUGAAAACAGAGCACCUGCUGUGGCUGAGAAAGGUGGGAAGGGGGAACAUCAGCGCCUUAGAGUUGAGCUGCGAACAAUGGCCAACAUCGGACUUAUAGGAUUUCCAAAUGCAGGGAAAUCUACACUUCUAAGGGCCAUUACUAGAGCCAAACCGAAAGUAGCCGCUUAUCCUUUCACAACACGAAACCCCUUUGUUGGUAUUAUGGAGUAUUCUGACCAUGAGCAAAUCACUGUGGCAGACAUCCCGGGACUGAUCAGGGGAGCUCACCAGAACUUGGGUCUAGGUUUUUCCUUCCUUCAACACAUACAGAGAUGUACGUGUCUUCUGUAUGUCAUAGAUCUCUCGUACACGGAACCCUGGACGCAGUAUAAAGCUCUACAGUACGAACUGGAACAGUAUCAGAAGGGUCUCUCCAUGCGCCCUAAUUUAAUUGUGGCCAACAAGGUGGAUCUAAGUGUGGCAGAGAAGAAUCUGGAGGUGCUGAAAGACCACGUAGACUUACCUGUGCUUGCUAUUUCUGCAGACAAAGGGAAAGGACUUGAAGCAUUGAUGAUGCAGAUCAGAGAACUCUAUGAGAAACAUAAAUCUGAGAAUCAAAUGAAUAAAUGAUGAAAAAUUCUGAUGUACCUGGGUAUGUGUUGUAUCAUCUUUUAUCAAAAAUUUACAUUUCGAUCAUGUUUUCUUUAAAAAAAAAUUAAAAAUCUAGAAACAAUCA